Messenger RNA from Coregonus sp. 'balchen', 4416 nucleotides. Lineage: Eukaryota; Metazoa; Chordata; Actinopteri; Salmoniformes; Salmonidae. The record is from the annotation of a GenBank genome assembly.
AUGCAGGCAGGCAGAGCUGUUGGGAUCAGCUCGUGAAGUGGAAUUUAAUGUGGCUUCCUGAGCUUAUUUCACAUUUAUCAGUUAGAAACUAUUUCCCCCGGGCCGUUUUAAUCCACAAGUCAGCGAUUUGAAGUUUUUAUUACAUUUUUUGCUGAUGUAUUGUUUAACUAUUGUCAGUUGAAGGUUGAACCCACUCUGUGACCAAAUCAAAACCCUGUAUCUUCCUCUGUAGACUGUCACCGUGAUAUACUCUCUCUCUCUCUCUCUAUCUCUCUCUCUCUCUCUCUCUCCUACUCUCUCUGUCUCUCUCUCCCUCUCUCUCUCUCUCUCUCGCUCUCUCUCUCUCUCCUACUCUCUCUCUCUCUCUCUCUCUCUCUCUCUCUCUCUCUCUCUCUCUCUCUCUCUCUCUCUCUCUCUCUCACACAGUGUUGGAUUCUGCAGUAUUUUCAUCUGCUGUGUUUUCCUUUUUAGUUAUACACAGUCUAUAAAAUACCCUUCAAAGUAUUCUCUUAAAUUGAGUAUGGAUUUCUGUUUGACAAAGCCAAGUUCAGAACCAUAAUUUACCACUAUGUUAACAUAUUAGUUGAUACUUUAGGGAUUUCUCCCCAAUCAAUUUCUGAGGAGGGAGGUUUGUGAACUUUGCAUUAACCGACCCACUAUGAAAGAUUACUCAAGCGUAGUAAUGCAAGGUAAUUUGAUCCUGCGUUGUCCUAUUUCCCAGUUGCUAACUCCAGCUCUCAUAUAAUAAGUUGACCGGCAUCGAGAACUGCUCUUUGCGUUUCCCAGUAAAUUAAGACCAGAUUUUAAUCAGUCUUCCUUGUUGCUGCUUCCAGCCCUGCUAUUGAAAUACAACACUUCAUAUUGCUCUCCUCAGAGAUGUGGGGGUGGGGUUUGGGGUGGCUAUUAUUUUCAUAACAAUAAGUCAUAAUUUGGGAGGCUGGAGGUGAGCAGUGCCUUUCAUUUGAUAAGUAGUGCUCCGGUUUCUCUUCAAGGACUUUACCUCCCGCUGUUUUUUCCCAUUACUAAAUUAAUGACCCACAGCUGAGGGAGACAUCCACUGUGAGGGGUGGCGAUAGUCAUCUCCUCCCUAAAUGAAAUGGUUUUAGCUCCCAGGCCUGUGGAGCUGUUAUGAGAAAGCUGGAUAUUUUCAACACUAUCUAACAGUCCUGUAAAUCCUUUUCAACGACUCUUGUUGCCCCCCAGGCUUUUUUUUACCCUCUCAGAUGAAUGUGAAAAAUGUGUAGAUCGAUGCAAACAUGCUUUCAGUUUUGGACCCAAAGCACCGGUCCUCACAUGGCUUGGUGUCUGUCUGUCUCUGUCUGUAUCCACUCAGGUGCGUCUGGAGUGGUCCACUCACCUCUCAGACCUCUUAUCAUAUUCGCCGCUGUCUGUUUUGGACCUCUCAACAUACACCGUCAGUCCCCAUGGAUAACUCCCUGUCCGCUGUCUGUCUGUUCCUCUGUAGGUGCGUCUGGAGUGGCCCACAGACCUGGCCGUCAGUCCCAUGGAUAACUCUCUGUACGUCCUGGAUAACAAUGUGGUGCUGCAGAUCUCUGAGAACCAUCAGGUGAGGAAACAAAACGUUUAACAGUAGACGGUACUACGCUAGACUUUACUUGAAAUGAUUUUGAUAUGUGAUUGUUUUACCUACCUAAGUUGAAUACAUUGACCUUAGUUGAAUGCACUGAUUGUAAUUCCCUGUGGAUGAGAGCGUUAGACCGUCUGAUACAUUUAAAUCAUUCAAAUGUCAAAUGUAACCACCAGGUGCGUAUUGUGGCGGGGAGGCCCAUGCACUGCCAGGUGCCCGGCCUGGAUCACUUCCUGGUCAGCAAGGUGGCAGUCCACGCCACCCUGGAGUCGGCCAACGCCCUCGCCGUCUCUCACAAUGGCAUCCUGUACAUCUCUGAGUCAGACGAGAAGAAGAUCAACCGUGUGAGACAGGUGAGACAGAAACAACUUCUUACUCAUACCUGGACUUACCUGGGUCCAUAAUACCUGGACUUACCUGGGUCCUUCAUACCUGGACUUACCUGGGUGAUCAUACAUGGACUUCUCUGGGUGAUCAUACCUGGACUUACCUGGGCUCAUCAUACCUCCUGAGUGGCGCAGUGGUCUAAGGCACUGCAUCGCAGUGCUAACUGUGCCACUAGAGAUCCUGGUUCGUAUCCAGGCUCUGUCGCAGCCGGCCGCGACCGGGAGCCUCAUGGGCGGCGCACAAUUGGCCCAGCGUCGUCUAGGGUAGGGGAGGGAAUGGCCGGCAGGGAUGUAGCUCAGUUGAUAGAGCAUGGCGUUUGCAACGCCAGGGUUGUGGGUUCGUUUCCCACGGGGGGCCAGUAUAAAAAAAAUAUGUAAUCACUAACUGUAAGUCGCUCUGGAUAAGAGCGUCUGCUAAAUGACUAAAAUGUAAAUGUAAUACCUGGACUUACCUGGGUCACUCAUACCUGGACUUACCAGGGUCACUCAUACCUGGACUUACCUGGGUCACUCAUACCUGUACUUACCUGGGUCCAUCGUACCUGGACUUACCUGGGUCCAUCAUACCUGGACUUACCUGGAUCCAUCAUACCUGGACUUACCUGGGUCCAUCAUACAUGUACUUACCUGGGUCACUCAUACUUGGACUUACCUGGGUCACUCAUACCUGGACUUACCUGGGUCCAUCAUACCUGGACUUACCUGGGUCCAUCAUACCUGGACUUACCUGGGUCCAUCAUACCUGUACUUACCUGGGUCCAUCGUACCUGGACUUACCUGGGUCCAUCAUACCUGGACUUACCUGGGUCACUCAUACCUGGACUUACCUGGGUCCAUCAUACCUGGACUUACCUGGGUCCAUCAUACCUGGACUUACCUGGGUCCAUCAUACCUGGACUUACCUGGGUCCAUCAUACCUGUACUUACCUGGGUCCAUCGUACCUGGACUUACCUGGGUCCAUCGUACCUGUACUUACCUGGGUCCAUCGUACCUGUACUUACCUGGGUCCAUCGUACCUGGACUUACCUGGGUCAAUCGUAUCUGGACUUACCUGGGUCCAUCGUAUCUGGACUUACCUGGGUCCAUCAUACCUGUACUUACCUGGGUCACUCAUACCUGGACUUACCUGGGUCACUCAUACCUGGACUUACCUGGGUCCAUCAUACCUGGGUCCAUCAUACCUGGACUUCCCUGGGUCCAUCAUACCUGUACUUACCUGGGUCUAUCAUACCUGGACUUAUCUGGGUCCAUCAUACCUGGACUUACCUGGGCUCAUCAUACCUGGACUUACCUGGGUCCAUCAUACCUAUACUUACCUGGGUCCAUCAUACCUGUACUUACCUGGGUCCAUCAUAGCUGUACUUACCUGGGCUCAUCAUACCUGGACUUACCUGGGUCCAUCAUACCUGUACUUAACUGGGUCCAUCAUACCUGGACUUACCUGGGUCCAUCAUACCUGGGUCCAUCAUACCUGGACUUACCUGGGUCCAUCAUAGCUGUACUUACCUGGGUCCACCAUACCUGGACUUACCUGGGUCCAUCAAACAAACCUGGACUUACCUGGGUCCAUCAUACCUGGGUCCAUCAUACCUGGACUUACUUACAAAUGGGGAUGAUGGACCCAGUCUCAUGAGAUAACCCUUUAUUACCCAGCCUCAGGAGAUAACCCUGUAUUACCCAGUCAGAGGAGAUAACCCUUUAUUACCCAGUCUCAGGAGAUAACUCUUUAUUACCCAGUCUCAGGAGAUAACCCUUUAUUACCCAGCCUCAGGAGAUAACCCUGUAUUACCCAGUCUCAGGAGAUAAUGCUUUAUUACCCAGUCAGAGGAGAUAACCCUUUAUUACCCAGUCUCAGGAGAUAACCCUUUGUUAUCUGUUUUACUAUUUUACUUGCAAUGGUCAUGAUCGUUGAAUGCACUGUAAGAUUCUCUGUCCGGACAAGACCGAGCAUCUUCUCCUUGCAUGUAAACAUUUCCUGUAAAUUUCAGGUGUCCACCAAUGGAGAGAUCUCAUUGGUGGCUGGGGCGCCCAGCGGCUGCGACUGUAAGAACGACGCUAACUGUGACUGUUACUCCGGCGACGAUGGCUAUGCAAAAGAUGCCAAAGUCAACGCCCCGUCCUCAUUGGCUGUCUCCCCCGAUGGUGAACUCUUCAUCGCCGACCUUGGCAACAUCCGUAUUCGUUACGUCCGACGGAACAAGCCUUACCUGAACCCACUCAGCAUGUACGAAGUCUCCUCCCCCAUCAGUGAUGAACUCUAUCUCUUCGACUCCAACGGUAGUCACAUCUACACCCAGAGUCUGACCACUGGGGACCAUCUCUAUAACCUGACGUACUCCGGAGAGGGAGACCUGGCCAGCAUCACGGAUCAGAACAACAACAUAGUGACCAUCAGGUAUCCUGCUUUAUCUACCUAUUUAUCUGAUUUAAUGCUGCAGUAG